CUCCAUUUCUUUUCAUUUCACUGUGAUUGACUUGUUAUCAGAAGCUUGACGCCUCGGGAUCUGGAUCUCUUUCUAAUCAUUUAAUACUCCAUCAUUUGUUUAGUCCUGCGACCCUCAUUCAAAGCAAUCUUUUCAGCAAGACCAAAUUCCAUCACCAACAUGCAGCAAAAUCUUCUUGUGGUGCUCGGCCUUCUCACGGCUCAGCUCAAUGCUCUACCUCUUAACAUCAAUCUGGGAGCAUACUCGCCUGCCUUGGUAGUCGGUGAUGGUGAAAUCUCAUUCGGCGGUAAGCAAGAUGUCUCCAACCUGAUGAACGCACUCGAAGGCGCCGCAGUUUCAGGAGCAACCGCAGCAGCAGCAGCCGCGGCCCCAGCUGCUUCAGCCGCACCUGCAGCUGCAGCUCAAGCCCAGCCGGCCACACAAGCUCAAGCCCAACCUCAAGCGCAAGUCGUGCCCGCAGCUGGAACCACCGACCAAACAACACAGAUCACCUCCUUGCAAGGAAUGGGCAAGGAGAUCGCGCCCCGCGUCGUGCCCCUCAUCAAGAGCACCACUGAGAAACGAGACAUCGCUGGCUUCAACGCGGCAUUGAACUACGCAACUGGAGCACUGAAGACUAGCCCCGAGGUUGAGCUCGGCACUGGUGAGGGCGGAUCCGGUGUUGGUAUUACGCAGAAGGCCGGUGGAACUACGAGUACCACUACGAAGGCGGCGAGGAAUGUGGAGGAGGGACCAGCGAGGAAAAUGAAGACUACUGUUACGACUAUGUUUGUCAGAGGUGGACCUGCUCAAGCUGUUGCUGAACGUAGCGAAGAGAACUCCUCAGCACCCAUGGAAAAGCGAGCUCCUUCCCCAAGCAGCAUCGAUGGUGUCAAUCUUAACAUGGCUGAAGGACAAGUUGCCGAACUCACAUUCGUUGAGACGCGAGCUGUUGAGGAUGAUGAUGAGGAGUAGACUCACUGUCAAUGAUUGAUGAGAGGCGGAGAUUUGGAAAUACAUAUUUUCUUGUUUUGUAAGCUAUAAAUUUGUUGCGAUUACCAUUCUUGUGAUGAAGAUGAAGGGCGUCUUGAUACGGAUUUUACAUAUCCUGGAGAUACGGAUUAUUUAGAUGGGAG
Molecule: messenger RNA, 1115 nt
Organism: Mollisia scopiformis
Lineage: Eukaryota; Fungi; Ascomycota; Leotiomycetes; Helotiales; Mollisiaceae
Exons: 3
Coding region: 160-954 (264 amino acids)
Source: RefSeq, a predicted model, not a curated record